This is a messenger RNA of Ahaetulla prasina, 1546 nucleotides long. RefSeq names its product lactamase beta 2 (gene LACTB2). Gene Ontology annotation, molecular function: RNA endonuclease activity; single-stranded RNA binding. The transcript is spliced from 7 exons. The record is from RefSeq and is a predicted model, not a curated record. The coding region runs from base 318 to 1181 and encodes 287 amino acids. Gene Ontology annotation, cellular component: mitochondrial matrix. Lineage: Eukaryota; Metazoa; Chordata; Lepidosauria; Squamata; Colubridae.
UUGCACUUGCAGGAAUCUUCCGUUGUCUUGCAUUGUCCAGCGCAACGUGUGAAACCUGGACCGUUGAAGAAUCGCGCUCCUUAAAACUCUCGAUUUCUUCGUGCCCCAAAAUAUUCGAACCAAGGAAAGGGACACGAGAGCGCAGGAGCUAAAAUUAUACUCAGUGUGGUGCAUUAAAAGAAAGCCAACAAGUAAAGCCUCCAAAUUUGUCACUCUAACCUUUUUCCUAUCUCUAGGUUCUUUGCUCUCUCGCUCUCUAUGUCUCGCUCUCUUUGCCCGUCGUUUCAGGCUGGCGGCGAGCGAGGGCGGCUGCGAAGAUGUUGUCAGUGCUGCCCAAAGUGGAGAAGCUGUCGGCGCGGGUGAUCCGCGUCCUGGGCUGUAACCCCGGGCCUAUGACGCUCCAGGGGACCAACACCUACUUGGUGGGAACCGGGCCCAGAAGGAUCCUAAUAGAUACCGGAGAGCCAUCCAUCCCUGAAUAUAUAAGCUGUUUGAAACAAACACUCCAUGAAUUCAACAUUUCCAUCCAGGAAAUUUUAGUAACUCAUUGGCAUCAUGAUCACACUGGAGGUAUAUCCGAUAUUUGUGAACAGAUUCCAGCCAGUUAUGAAUAUUGCAUAAGUAAACUUCCACGAAACCCACAUCAAGAAGAAGUAAUAAAAGGAAAGCAGAAGUAUGUGUAUUUAAGAGAUGGCGAUGUUUUAAAUACAGAGGGAGCUACUCUCAGAGUAUUAUAUACCCCAGGCCAUACAGAUGACCAUAUGGCUUUACAUCUGCUAGAAGAAAAUGCAAUAUUUUCUGGCGAUUGUAUUUUAGGAGAAGGAACAACUGUGUUUGAAGACCUUUAUGACUACAUGAAGUCAUUGGAAAAACUGCUGGGAAUGAAAGCUGAUUUAAUAUACCCAGGGCAUGGGCCAGUAGUAAAAGAAGCAAGAGCUAAAAUUCAAGAAUAUAUUUUACAUAGAAAUGCACGGGAGCAGCAUAUCCUACACAUCCUGGAUGAGAAUGCUGGGAAAUCUCUCACAGCAGAGGAACUUGUGAAAAUCGUUUACAAGGAUACACCUGUCCAUUUGCAUAAAGCUGCAGAAAUUAAUCUCAAACAUCAUUUGGAGAAGCUAAAAAAAGAAGGGAAAGUUGUAUAUGAAAAUUCUCCUAACUUCAAGUGGAAAAGUGUUUUAUAAAUAUGGCAUAUUUUCUGAACUAAAAGCGCUAACAUUUUUAUGUCAAAAUUGCAUAUAAAUCACAUACAGAAAUGGAUCUGUAUUUUGUUAUUAAUCUGAUUAAUAACUUGUCAGAGAGUGAUUGGAAGAAUGAUUCAGGGUGGAACAAAUGGAUUAUUUCUUUCAAAGCAAAAUAUUCAAAAUUUCCUUUGGAUACUUGAAUACUUUUGUAAAGAAGUUUGGUUCAAGGAAUGUUAUUAUUAAUUAAAUUUCUAUGCUGCCUGAUUCUCAGCAAUAUGAAGAUUUAAGCUUAUUUCUUUAUUUAAACAUUGUAAUUUCAUUACCAUUAUGUUAUUUGUAUAAUAAAUAUAAUAAGUUUGUUCAUA